Molecule: messenger RNA, 2965 nt
Organism: Macrobrachium nipponense
Lineage: Eukaryota; Metazoa; Arthropoda; Malacostraca; Decapoda; Palaemonidae
Exons: 19
Coding region: 306-2402 (698 amino acids)
Biological process (GO): one-carbon metabolic process
Molecular function (GO): zinc ion binding; carbonate dehydratase activity
Source: RefSeq, a predicted model, not a curated record
CAAUUAACAGCAGGGAGAAAAUUGCCAUAAAAGAUGGCAAAAAGCCAUGUUUUUCUAUAAACACGCGACGAGGAAGCAGGAUUCAAAUAAGUAAGUUGCAAGAAGCAGACGGAUUCAGUAAACUCGUAUACCAAGAAGCUAGCAUUAAAAGGCUGCUAUACCGUUAACACUUAAUAAGGGACUGUAUACAUCUGCCUUGAGUAACCCCGUAGAAAGCGAAAUGAUUGAAUUUUGUGGCCACCAUUAGCAAAAGGCAUACAUUCCAGACUAAUUUAAAAGAAGCCAGGUGUCAUUUGCAGCAGAAGAUGAGUUACGGAGCGAAGAUUAAACCAACGAUGCGUUCAAUUGUGAACGCCAGGGUCGUCUUCCUUUUCGUACUGUGCACCAGAGACGGGAUCUCCUCGCCCAUAGCCAGAUUUCAUCCACUAUCGUUCCGAGCAGCAGAGGUAACUGCAGCGAACAACCUUUUGGCCGGAUCCCGGGAAACCCAGGGGGUGUUUGGAGGAGUCCCGAUUGACGUCGUCAAACUGGAACCGCUCACCACAAAGAUGUUCGAGUCGGAGAGACUGUUUUUCCCGAGCAGGAACCCUGUGGAGAGGACCUGGAUUGUGCGGGCGCCAAGGACGAUAAUCACAAUGGGCUGCGAAACCGAGUUUCCAGGAAAUAACUGCCAUUCUGCGUCGCUCACAAUCGGUUCGAACAGGUUCUGCGGAGGGACCAAGCAGAUUGGGCCGAUCACAGCGCAGGACAGCAUCUACAUUGUUUACAGAACUCGCGUCACGAAGAGCCACUUCAAGUGCACAGUUUCCUCUUCUUAUCCAGUGUCUGGCUCAAACUGGUCUUACUAUGGAAGGAAAGGACCAAGUCGAUGGUCAGAAACCUUCCCUUUCUGCGGAGGUAAGAACCAGUCUCCCGUUGACAUCGACACUUCCAGGGCACUGGGAGAGUUCCCCUGGAAGCUUCUGGGCCUCCAUGGUUACAGCGAGAUUCCGUCAUCCAUGGGGCUUAGCAACAAUGGGAAAUUUGUAAUUCUGAAGACAAGGCACCAACCGUAUGUGAUGGGAGGAAAUCUCCCCCUCAAUCAAAAAUACCUUCUGGAAGGGAUCAUCUUCCACUGGGGACCAACAGACUACGCUGGCUCAGAACACGCUGUCAACGGGCGAAGUUACGCAGCAGAAAUACAGCUGGUGCACUACAACAGCAAAUACGGCAGGUAUCAGCUAGCUCUGAACAAAACCGACGGUGUCGCCAUCUUCAGCAUCUUCUUGGAUAUAUCUGCGAGGGACAACCUCUUCCUCGACCCCGUUAUUUUGGGACUGAGGAACAUCGUAAGAACAGGCAUAUCGACAGACAUCAUUCCGUUCCCGCUCAGUAACCUGUUACCAGCAAACUUGAACGAGUUCUACCGAUACAUCGGCUCCACUUCCUUCCCUUCUUGCGAGGAAGGAAUCAUCUGGACCAUCUUCAAGAACACGAUCACCAUCUCUUCCCGACAGUUGGAUGAAUUCCGUUUCCUCGAGGACGCCGAUGGACUCACGAUCACCAAGAACGUUCGCCCCAUCCAGCCUCUGAAUGGACGCACGGUUUCUGCGGGACAGCUGACCCCCUCUUGGAGUCACAGUGGGCCUGACGGACAAGACGUCUGGGCAUCGAGAAUCAGUGUCUCCUGCGGAGGACAGAAGCAGAGUCCUAUCAACAUUGACACGGUGUCCGCCAGGAUCAGCGUCACUUGGAAUCGUCUCUUCCUGAGGAACUUCGAUCAGAUCCCCAGACGGCUGACGCUGCAGAAUACCGACAAUGGAGCCGUCAUCAUACCCACGAUGGACGGCGCAGCGACAAUCGAGGGUGGGCCUUUCCGGACUCCCUAUGUAGUGGUGCAAUACCAUUUUCAUUGGGGUGACAAUAACACCUCUGGCUCAGAACACACCAUCGACAGACAAAGAUACUUGGGAGAAAUCCACAUGGUUGUAUAUAACGCUUCUCUAGGAAGCAUAGGCGAAGCAUUUGGUGUUCACCAGGGAAUCUACGAGAUAGCCAUUCUCUUGGAGGAGAGUCUCUACGACAACAUCAAACUGGACAGCAUCAUCAGUGGCUUAAGUCAAGUGAUCCUCUCACAGUCCAAGACCGAGCUGCGGCCUUUUCCACUGUUCAACCUCCUCCCAGACAACCUGGAGGAAUUCUUCUUCUACGACGGCUCCAUCACAGCCCCGGUGCCCGAGUGCGACGAAAGCGCAGGUUUCGUGGUCUUCAACAACCCCAUACCCAUCUCGAAGAAUCAGAUGGCGCAUUUCUAUAACCUUGAAAAUGCUGCUGGUUUCAAGAUAACCAACAAUUUCCGACGUCUACAGAAGCUUAAUGGCAGAACAGUCUAUAUACCGCCUCUGGGCAUUGCCAAUGGCUAACGUAUCAGUGAUCUCUGCACCGGACACCUCUGGGUAGUCCCAAUGGCUAACGUAUCACUGAUUCUCUGCACCGGACAGACUUCUUUCCAUGGAUGCUCAGUGUCCUCUGAGGAUUGCAAAGAAGACCCGAGCUUCUAUCAAGACUGUCGACAGUUCUUCGAAAAGUUCUCAAACGCCAAACACAAUUUUUAUGAUUAAAUAUACUUGAGCAAAGAAUGUGGUAAUCAGAUGUUGGGAAGGACUUCUCUGUGAACUACUGUUUGUAAAUAUCGCUUAACUUUUAAGGUGCGAUUGGAGACGCCUACAAAUAAUGUGUGUGUGUGUUUUAUACUAUGAAUCAUUUGAUACAAUAACAGAAGAAAAUUUUAACACAAUAAUGUAUGCAUCGCAAUCCCUUGUUCAAUAUAGCCUAUGUCGGUCAAAUAGAGUGGUUUCACCAACGAAAAUUAAAAUAAAUGUUAUAUUUUAUUAGAAAUUCCUUUUCUGUAUUGUUGAACAUGCACAAUAUUUAUUUUUUUACAUUUUCAAUCUGAUAAAUAAACCAUAAAUAUCCUAUCCUAAAA